AUUAUAUAUACUUAUCAGGUAUAAUAAUUCCCAAUGUUUUUGCACAAGAAAAAGAAGAAGCCUAAGAUCAAACUAUCAAGGAACAACAUCCUCAUGGAGAAGAUCUUCAUGAAGACAGAUAAAGAGAGAAAUGUGUUUGAGAAGACCCAUGAUGUUUAUACAAGAAAGGAGCUUGGCAAGUCCUCAUCAAUGCAUGAGCUUGAGUCAAGGCUGUACUGUCUUAACUGCCCGGUAGAGGUCAAGGAGAUUCGGAGGGACGUCAAAGGCAUGCGAAGAAACAUUUUUGGAGUCCUUAACUCGGAUAAUGUGUUUAACCCUGAAGGAUAUGCUAGCUAUAACUUCUAUGUCAACCAUAUUGAUAAGUUAAAAAUGGCUGAUAAAUAAAGAUUACGAAAUUAUGCAUGCUGAAAUGAAGGAAAAGGAAUACCAGAAGAUGCUAAAGCAAAGCCUUUCCAAGAAAUAAAAUGAACAGACUCUAUGAAAGCCAGGUUAAGUACCUCAAAUCAGUUGUUGAGUCUGGAGGAAAAAUACAGAAGGAUAAAACAGACCUAUUCAGACUUCUAGUACUCAAAGAUGAUCCGUUGAAAAUCGGCGAAAAUAUGCUUAAAGAGAGCCCGUUUUAUCCAAAAAUUAAGGACAAGGUAUCCUUCUCACCAAGGCAAAGAAAGAAGAGCAAAAAGUAUGAUGAGAUGGAAGAGAGAAGAAUGAGAUAUGAGUCUAAAAUGGAAGGGAAACUCAUCUCACAAGCUGCUAAGAAAUUCAAUAUUCAUCUUCACAGUCAGAACUUGUUAAAAGAAAAUGGGCUAUAUUUAAAUAAGCUCAAUGACCAAAUCAACAAGAAGCUGGCGUAUUAUCUAUCGGAUCGGAAGUCUACAAAGAGAGUAAAAAGAUUUGCCCAGAGCAAUACUUUCUCUAAAGAGGAUUCAUUUGCCGAGACCUCCUCUGAUGGCAGCCAUGUAGCAGGUUCAAAUAUGAAUAACUUUUCGAUAAAAAUGAGAAGAACAAAAAAUCCCGUGAAGAAAUAAUUCACAUAUGGAGUCGAUCAUGAAGCAGAAAGGGACAAGAAGAUCCUCGAUGCCCAAAACUAUACAAUUUUUAACCCCGGCUAAGAAGGAAGAGCAAAAACCGAGCCAUUGCAAGAGUCAAGAGAAAAUCCAAAAUAAAGAAACCUUAGCUCCUCCUUCUUCAGGAGCAAAAGCUCGUAGAGAAAACUUUGUGAAAAGGAGUUCCCAGGCUGUCAUUGGACAUGUAGACUACCUUGUUUCUGGUAAAGUCUCUAAGAAAGAACUCAAGAGAAACUUAAUAAACUUUAAGGAAUUUCUAAACUCUGCUUUACAAAGGAAUGAAUAUUAUACCACUCACUCAGCAUCAGAUAAGAGAACCUUAUACCGAAAAGCAGGAAGUAUGAACGGUUCAAAGUACUCAAUGUCUGAUUACUCCGCGGCUAGUUUCAGGCUUGAAUCACCAAAAUCAAGGAGCAGGAUGCUUAAGAGCCCUAAGACUCAUCACUCAGACAGGUUUACCACAAUAUGUUCAAUUCCUAAAGAGUUGAAGCUCGAUGAAUCUAGCAAAGGUAUGCAGAUGUUCAAGAGUAACCAGAAAAGUAUCCGAGAUAUGAUUAAAAAGAGUAAAUAAAAUCAAAAUUAAGAAUU
This is a messenger RNA of Moneuplotes crassus, 1652 nucleotides long. NCBI's taxonomy places the organism in Eukaryota, Ciliophora, Spirotrichea, Euplotida, Euplotidae. The record is from the annotation of a GenBank genome assembly.